Gorilla gorilla gorilla (western lowland gorilla) is the source of this 3467-nucleotide messenger RNA. RefSeq names its product phosphoglucomutase 2 (gene PGM2). Bases 303 to 2141 code for a protein of 612 amino acids. Gene Ontology annotation, molecular function: phosphopentomutase activity; magnesium ion binding. Gene Ontology annotation, biological process: purine ribonucleoside salvage; carbohydrate metabolic process. The transcript has 14 exons. The record is from RefSeq and is a predicted model, not a curated record. Gene Ontology annotation, cellular component: nucleus. NCBI's taxonomy places the organism in Eukaryota, Metazoa, Chordata, Mammalia, Primates, Hominidae.
CAGGAACUGACGGCUGGCUGUAGCCUGGAUGCAUCAGAGACGAUGGCAAAGCCUUCCCACACGUACCAGGUUCCAGCAACCCACCCUAGCCCCGCAAUUCCUCCUCGCUCACUCCCACCCCCAGCAGCGCACCCGCAAACGGCAAGGAGGCGUGCCCGCCGCGGCGCGCGUCACUUUCCCCCGGACCGACUGGCUCCGCCGCGGCUCUCCCCGCCCCGGCCUCCGCCUCCACGUCUUGGGGCCGGGCCGGAAGGGAGACCUCACCGCCUGCUUCCCUCUGCCGCGGUAGCACAGGCUCAGAGAUGGCGGCUCCAGAAGGCAGCGGUCUAGGCGAGGACGCCCGGCUGGACCAGGAGACGGCCCAGUGGCUGCGCUGGGACAAGAAUUCCUUAACUUUGGAGGCAGUGAAACGACUAAUAGCAGAAGGUAAUAAAGAAGAACUACGAAAAUGUUUUGGGGCCCGAAUGGAGUUUGGGACAGCUGGCCUCCGAGCUGCAAUGGGACCUGGAAUUUCUCAUAUGAAUGACUUGACCAUCAUCCAGACUACACAGGGAUUUUGCAGAUACCUGGAAAAACAGUUCAGUGACUUAAAGCAGAAAGGCAUCGUGAUCAGCUUUGACGCCCGAGCUCAUCCAUCCAGUGGGGGUAGCAGCAGAAGGUUUGCCCGACUUGCUGCAACCACAUUUAUCAGUCAGGGGAUUCCUGUGUACCUCUUUUCUGAUAUAACGCCAACCCCCUUUGUGCCCUUCACAGUAUCACAUUUGAAACUUUGUGCUGGAAUCAUGAUAACUGCAUCUCACAAUCCAAAGCAGGAUAAUGGUUAUAAGGUCUAUUGGGAUAAUGGAGCUCAGAUCAUUUCUCCUCACGAUAAAGGGAUUUCUCAAGCUAUUGAAGAAAAUCUAGAACCGUGGCCUCAAGCUUGGGACGAUUCUUUAAUUGAUAGCAGUCCACUUCUUCACAAUCCGAGUGCUUCCAUCAAUAAUGACUACUUUGAAGACCUUAAAAAGUACUGUUUCCACAGGAGCGUGAACAGGGAGACGAAGGUGAAGUUUGUGCACACCUCUGUCCAUGGGGUGGGUCAUAGCUUUGUGCAGUCAGCUUUCAAGGCUUUUGACCUUGUUCCUCCUGAGGCUGUUCCUGAACAGAAAGAUCCGGAUCCUGAGUUUCCAACAGUGAAAUACCCGAAUCCCGAAGAGGGGAAAGGUGUCUUGACUUUGUCUUUUGCUUUGGCUGACAAAACCAAGGCCAGAAUUGUUUUAGCUAAUGACCCGGAUGCUGAUAGACUUGCUGUGGCAGAAAAGCAAGACAGUGGUGAAUGGAGGGUGUUUUCAGGCAAUGAGUUGGGGGCCCUCCUGGGCUGGUGGCUUUUUACAUCUUGGAAAGAGAAGAACCAGGAUCGCAGUGCUCUCAAAGACACGUACAUGUUGUCCAGCACCGUCUCCUCCAAAAUCUUGCGGGCCAUUGCCUUAAAGGAAGGUUUUCAUUUUGAGGAAACAUUAACUGGCUUUAAGUGGAUGGGAAACAGAGCCAAACAGCUAAUAGACCAGGGGAAAACUGUUUUAUUUGCAUUUGAAGAAGCUAUUGGAUACAUGUGCUGCCCUUUUGUUCUGGACAAAGAUGGAGUCAGUGCCGCUGUCAUAAGUGCAGAGUUGGCUAGCUUCCUAGCAACCAAGAAUUUGUCUUUGUCUCAGCAACUAAAGGCCAUUUAUGUGGAGUAUGGCUACCAUAUUACUAAAGCUUCCUAUUUUAUCUGCCAUGAUCAAGACACCAUUAAGAAAUUAUUUGAAAACCUCAGAAACUACGAUGGAAAAAAUAAUUAUCCAAAAGCUUGUGGCAAAUUUGAAAUUUCUGCCAUUAGGGACCUUACAACUGGCUAUGAUGAUAGCCAACCUGAUAAAAAAGCUGUUCUUCCCACUAGUAAAAGCAGCCAAAUGAUCACCUUCACCUUUGCUAAUGGAGGCGUGGCCACCAUGCGCACCAGUGGGACAGAGCCCAAAAUCAAGUACUAUGCAGAGCUGUGUGCCCCACCUGGGAACAGUGAUCCUGAGCAGCUGAAGAAGGAACUGAAUGAACUGGUCAGUGCUAUUGAAGAACAUUUUUUCCAGCCACAGAAGUACAAUCUGCAGCCAAAAGCAGACUAGAAUAGUCCAGCCUUGGGUAUACUUGCAUUUACCUACAAUUAAGCUGGGUUUAACUUGUUAAGCAAUAUUUUUAAGGGCCAAAUGAUUCAAAAUAUCACAGGUAUUUAUGUGUUUUACAAAGACCUACAUUCCUCAUUGUUUCACGUUUGACCUUUAAGGUGAAAAAAGAAAAAUGGCCAAACCCAACAAACUAACAUUCCUACUAAAAAGUUGAGCUUGGACAUAUUUUGAAUUUUUGUAAGUGAAGAUUUUUAAACUGACUAACUUAAAAAAAUAGAUUGUAAUUGAUGUGCCUUAAUUUGCAUAAAUCAUAAAUGUAUGUCCUCUCUGUAAUUGUUUUAAUGUGUGCUUGAAAUAUCCAGAAAACCUAUGGAGUUAGUAAAUUCUGGACUGUCAUAUGUAGGAUAGCCACUUUUUAGGUAUAUGUACAUUUAUAUUUCUAUCAAUUCCUUAGAAAGUAAAAUAAAUGAAUAGAUCAAAUGUUGUGUUCAUGUUUGGGGAAAAUAUAAUUUGCAGAAACCUAUGAAGUAGAGCAAAGAUGCUUUAAAAAGAUAAUUUUUUUUGAACUAAAUUUUUUUAGUUCUAAUAAUGCACAUAGGAUAUUAGUACAUCGUACAUGUGCUAGGAAAAAACAGCUUCAGUGUCUUUGUUCAAUGUGUUGAAACUCAUCUUUUUAAAUCUUGAAAAACCAAUUGUUUACUUGAAACUUGAAAGUAGCGUAUUUUUCUGUUUUUUUGUUUGUUUGUUCGUUUGUAUUAGCACAAUUUAAUGUAAUUCCUGGUUUGGAGGCAGCAAGACCUAUGAGCAAGAACUAUUUACUUGACCCUCGUUUUUUUCUCUUGUUCUUGUGUGGUCUGAAAUCUAAAACUAGACUUUAUUAUGAUAGAUUUCCUAUAAGCCAAUUUCUAAUAACAAAUAGAUUUUUUAUUUAAUCUGUACCUUCUAUCUUCUCAUAAUUCGUGGUCUUACAGCCUUCCAAAAUAACUCCAGUUGGGCACCCAUGAGCUAGGACCAAACUUUCUUUAUAUACUUUAUAUAUUUUACAUUAUUUCUGAUUUUUAAAGCAAAUGAUUGCCAUUAUGAUUACACUCAACCUAAAUAGUUAUGAACAGUUUCAGAACAAUGAAAAAUUACAAUAGUAUGUGAUAGUAUUGUAACUAUUUUUCUAUUUUAGUCAUAUGUCGCUUAUAUCCUACCAGAACUCUUAAAUCUAUAAUAUUCAAUAUAUUCUACAAACUGCUUUAUUGUAGAAGCCAUAUUUAUGUUUAUUUUAUAAUGUUUUCUAGUGUCAAACUGUACUGUGGAGAAAAGAAAUGUUAGAUCUGU